This is a messenger RNA of Cajanus cajan (pigeon pea), 1404 nucleotides long. RefSeq lists its product as uncharacterized. NCBI's taxonomy places the organism in Eukaryota, Viridiplantae, Streptophyta, Magnoliopsida, Fabales, Fabaceae. Gene Ontology annotation, molecular function: nucleic acid binding; RNA-DNA hybrid ribonuclease activity. The record is from RefSeq and is a predicted model, not a curated record.
AUAAACGUACCUUCCUUUGAAAGAUACCUCACACUUGCUUUACCUUUUUAUGCUUCGAAAUUGGUUUUCCGACGUCAAUUUCACGAACUUCGACACCUUGCCUUUCGAAACUUAAAAAACCGAUUAUCCUUUGGUUUCACUGAGAAAGUGAUUCUGCAACAACUGGUGUUGCAAUGGCUGAAGAAAAAGACGUUUUUUACGUUGUAAGGAAAGGGGAUGUUGUUGGCAUCUACAAAUCUUUCAGUGACAUCCAACCUUUAUUUGCAUCUUCGGUAUCCGGUGAGCCUCUUAGUAUUUACAAAGGAUAUUCUUUACCUCAGAAGACUGAGGAAUACCUUGUCUCACAUGGACUUAAGGGUGCCCCUUAUUCUAUUGGUGCUGCUGAUGUGCAUGAGGGGCUUUUUGGAAGACUUGUUGCUUGUCCUUAUCUGGAUCCAUAUUCUUCUGGAGGAAGAACUUUCGAUGCGAGUUCCUCAUCAAGGAACUUGCAAGGAGCCAUUCAGUUUGACUCUAGCAAGCAGGCUGGAUCAUCUUUACUUCCAACAAAUUCACAAAGGCAUCAUGCACUAGGUGGAUCUCAAGCAGAGUUGUCUACUUGUCUUUCAUGUACCCUUCAUUUUGAUGGUGCUUCCAAAGGAAAUCCUGGACCGGCUGGUGCAGGAGCUAUACUGCGUGAUGGGAGCAAGGUCUAUCGGUUGCGUGAAGGAGUGGGCAUUCAAACUAAUAAUGUUGCUGAAUAUCGAGGUUUAAUAUUAGGAUUGAAACAAGCCCUUGAGAAAGGAUAUAAGCAAAUUCAUGUCCAGGGAGACUCCCUGCUUGUCUGCAGUCAGAUUCAGGGUUUAUGGAAAGUCAAAAACCAGAAUAUGGCUACCUUGUGUAGUGAAGCCAAGGAGCUGAAGGACAAGUUUAUGUCAUUCAAGAUCAAUCAUGUUCUUAGGGAAUUUAACUCUGAAGCUGAUGUUCAAGCAAAUCUGGCCAUACAUCUCAGAGCUUUUGCAGCUGGUGAAGUUCAAGAAGAUUGUCAGUUUCUUUAAUGCUCGACUUCAGCAUGCUUGUGCCUUGUUUCAGCUGGUGAAAAUUUGGUGCAUUCUAGCUGUAGAUGACUUUUUUUGUAUAGGUAGUGGCUAAGGUACUUUUGGAACUUGGGACACUGCAUGCCACGGAUAAAUUAGUGUUGGCAAUGUGCUAAUGCUAUGACAUGUAGAUGCCUACCAUUGAUUAGCUUCAAGACUCGUACUUGCUUAGGAUAGGAUGGUGUUGCCUCAGCUUAUGUAAUACCAUAUCGUAAGUAAUUAUGUAUGGCUAUGAAUCUUUAGUAUUUUCUGCUUCUUUCACUUGUUUUAACAAAUAACAUGAAUAACUCUUGCUGUCUGUAGUACCAACAUGAGUGAUGUUGCUUAGAGU